This is a messenger RNA of Penicillium brasilianum, 864 nucleotides long. NCBI's taxonomy places the organism in Eukaryota, Fungi, Ascomycota, Eurotiomycetes, Eurotiales, Aspergillaceae. The record is from the annotation of a GenBank genome assembly.
AUGGAUAUAGAGAGAAAGAAGUGCCUAGAUAGGCGUGUUGCAAGAGAGUGGUUCAAUUCCUACCAGGAGACAAUUACCCAACACGGAAUCACCGCGGACGAUAUCUGGAACUUCGAUGAGACCGGUUUUAAUAUUGGCGUGGCUAAAGACCAGUGGAUUAUAACCCGCGAACCUAAGCGCCAAAUCUCUGGCGGUUUUAGUACCAAUCGCGAGUAUGCAACUGCUAUUGAAGCGGUCUUAGCCACUGGUUCUACUAUCGCACCGGUAGUAAUCCUAAGCGCUAAGAUCCUUCUACAGCGGUGGUUUGAGAUAGUAGGCGAUGAGAGGAUUGCUGUUACUGAAACUGGCUAUCUUAAUAACGUCCUUGCCCUUCAGUGGAUACAGCUAUUCAAUAAGCUUACCAAGGAUUCCGCUAAGGGCACACAUCGUCUAUUAAUUAUCCUAUUCUUUCUACCGCCUCACUCGAGCCAUAUCCUUCAACCACUAGACGUUGGUGUUUUUAGUGCAUAUAAGCACUGGCACAGUGAGUGGGUAUACGAUGCCACUAUCAGUGGUUAUGAGAGGAUUACUAAAGACGAUUUCCUCGGUGCGAUCUCACAGAUUCGGCAGAAGACCUUUAAACCUUCUACAAUCAAGCUUGGCUUUCGGUUAAUAGGCCUAUGGCCAAUCAAUCCUAAUAUAGUCCUCGAGGAUCUAGUCGAUCAGGUUGAUGAGGUCGAAUUCAGCUAUAAUACACCAAGCCCUCCAUCAUCAAUCGCGACCGGCGGUAGCCAUAAUUUAUCGUCAGAUCUUAGUACACCAAAGACCGCUGAGCGUGUGAAGAAGCUAGAGGAACGCCUAGAGGAUAAGAUCUCUCGCAUGUAA